UUUCUGAAGGGUCUGAAGUAGGAAUCAAAACAAAAACACCAAUGCAGUUCGUUUACAUUUGAUUUGAGCAUUGAAAUUUUAUUUUCAAUCAAACAAGUAAAGUGAUCAAAAUUUAUCUUAUUAUUUCCUGAAACCAAUUUGAGGUGCGAUGCAAGAAGUUUGUAGGCUCUGUUUUAAUAAAUUGGAAUCAGAGGUGGAUACAAUGCUUCUCAGUCAGAACAAAACCUACGUAAGGCUUGUUAAAGAACUAUUAUGCAUUGAGAUAUUAGAAGAUUCUUCACGAGACUGCUUUAUGUGUUCGACAUGUCGGCAAUUGUUACACAAAUUCAGCAGAUUCAAAAACAUGUGCCAGGAAAAUGACACAAUAUUUCGAAACCAGUACAAAAUUACGUCUACCAUACUGGAAAAAGUUAGCGGUAAUGACUGCAGGGAUGAACACAAUUUACUCAGCAAUUCAAAUGAAGUGAAACUAGAAAUCGAAAACCACGAUUUCGAUCCGGGACCACCAGAUGAGAAAUGUAACAAAAAACUAAACAGCAAGAAGAUGUAUUCGAAGGCUCCAUACACUCGGUGCGGAAAACUGAUCAGUAAGAACAACAUGGCUGCUCAUAUGGGAACGCAUCAAGCAUGCAGGAUCACCUACCCAUGUGGGCACUGCGAAAAAGUCUACACUGAUGCUAACAAUUUGAAGAAGCACAUCAAUACGCAUACUAAAAGUGCAAUUUAUCGGUGUGGGAUAUGUGCCAAGAGUUUCGAUCGUACAGAUACGCUAAGUAAGCAUAAGAAAGUUAUGCAUAGUGAAGAACGAAAUCAUGUAUGCACGGUUUGUAACAAGGGAUUUGCCUUGAAGCAAAGUUUGACUCAGCACCUUAAAUCAGCUCACUCGAAUACUAAAACGAAGGAAUGCAAGGAAUGUGGAAUGUUGUUCAAAUUUAACAAUGAACUCAAAAUGCACAUGAUAAAACAUACGAAGGAACGGCAACAUCCAUGUCCAAUGUGUUCGAAGCAAUUUUCAAGAACAUACUAUCUUAAUGUACAUAUAAAGCGGAUUCACUCAUGUGAUAGAUGAUGUGAUGCAAUUUUGUGUUUUAAACUUUCUGGUAUUCAUUGAAACAUUAAAAAAAUGAAUUACGCAAA
This is a messenger RNA of Aedes aegypti (yellow fever mosquito), 1137 nucleotides long. RefSeq names its product zinc finger protein 43. Bases 149 to 1069 code for a protein of 306 amino acids. The record is from RefSeq and is a predicted model, not a curated record. Gene Ontology annotation, cellular component: nucleus. NCBI's taxonomy places the organism in Eukaryota, Metazoa, Arthropoda, Insecta, Diptera, Culicidae. Gene Ontology annotation, molecular function: zinc ion binding. The transcript is spliced from 3 exons.